GACAAAAAAUGGAACCCAGCAGCAGUGUGAGGAGACCUGAAAGUGGCACAUGGCAGAAGUGUGUGGCGAUGGAGACAGCAGCAAUGGGAGGCGGUACAGGGACCCAUGAGACACUGUGGACCUGGCAGCAGCAUGAGGAGGCGGUACAGGGGCCCAUGGCAGAUUAGGGGCCUGGCAGCAGCUAUGGGAGACGCCCGUAAUCUGCCAGCAACCUAUGACAAAAAAUGGAACCCAGCAGGAGUGUGAGGAGACCUGAAAGUGGCACAUGGCAGAGUGUGGCGAUGGAGACAGCAGCAAUGGGAGGCCGUACAGGGACCCAUGACACACUGUGGACCUGGCAGCAGCGUGA
Messenger RNA from Staurois parvus, 349 nucleotides. Lineage: Eukaryota; Metazoa; Chordata; Amphibia; Anura; Ranidae. The record is from the annotation of a GenBank genome assembly.